This is a messenger RNA of Xenopus laevis (African clawed frog), 3027 nucleotides long. It is a transcript of the gene irf7.L, whose product is annotated as interferon regulatory factor 7 L homeolog. The transcript has 12 exons. The record is from RefSeq and is a predicted model, not a curated record. Gene Ontology annotation, cellular component: nucleus. Gene Ontology annotation, biological process: regulation of transcription by RNA polymerase II; DNA-templated transcription; regulation of DNA-templated transcription. Gene Ontology annotation, molecular function: DNA-binding transcription factor activity, RNA polymerase II-specific; RNA polymerase II cis-regulatory region sequence-specific DNA binding; DNA binding. Bases 139 to 1965 code for a protein of 608 amino acids. NCBI's taxonomy places the organism in Eukaryota, Metazoa, Chordata, Amphibia, Anura, Pipidae.
GCGGGGCAAGCUUGGUAUAUAGAGACAUGACCAGGGUCUAGUCACUGACAGAAAGGUUGGAGCGGACUUACUUCACUAAGAUCCAGAAGUUUGCAACAACCACAUUGACCUAACAAGGCUUACGCUACCACAAGGACUAUGCCAAGAAUGGAAAGGUUUCAGCAUAAGGAGCUCUUUGGUCCAUGGCUUCUCAGGCAGAUUAACAGUAAUCUAUUUGAAGGCGUUUACUGGCUGAACAAGGAGAAGACAUUAUUCCGCAUCCCUUGGAAACAUCUAAACAUAAAGACUAAAGAAGAAAAGGAUUAUGGGAUAUUUAAGGCCUGGGCAGUGGAGAGUGGCAAGUAUAAUGAACAGUGUGAGAAUCCCACCUCUUGGAAAACGAACUUCCGCUGUGCUCUUAAUAGUGUUAUCUGCAAUGACAUGAAAAUGUUUACUGAGGUAGAAGAUUAUUCAAGCAACCAACAAGAUCCCCAUAAGAUAUACAGGGUCAACAUUGUGCCUGUUGUUCCGCUCAGGCCGGCCGCUUAUUAUACCGCAUUCAGCACUCCUGACACUAACCUGGCAGAACAAAAUACACAGAACAUGCCUGAAGAAAAUGACGAGGAAACACUCCUUAUAAGUCCCAAUGACACAAAUAUUGAGCCAUUUGAUGUGAAUAGGACAGAUCUGGAUUUACUUGAGGAGAUACUGAGGAACACCAACAUAUGUUCUAAUUCAGCAACACCUCUUACAACGUCAGACUCACAGAAUGGGUUUCCACGAGAAAAUGGACUUGAGAAUGUUGACCAUCAAAUUACCAAUGGCGUGUACACGGAACAAAGCAAUAUCUGGUCACCUACUAAUGGUUAUGUACCACAUAUACCAGCCCAGACAUUUAACAAUGCAGUUUAUAACCAAGGAGUAUAUGUCACACAGCUUGACACAUCAGGAAAUGGCUACCACCAAGAGCAAUCAGUGCUAGACCUUGUCCAGCAAGCUUCUCAUGAUGUCUAUAAGGAAAUCUGCACUCAACAACCAAUAACUAAUAGCUUUGUACCAUCGAUACACUCCUCAGCCCAAGAGCAUAUUCAUCAAAUAUAUCCACAAGCAUCAGAACACAAUUUGUAUGAUGUUGUACAGAAUGUACCACAUGUCGAAGAAGUCUACAAACCAGCCACCAAUAAUGAUAUAUAUCGGGAUCCUACUGAGCAUGAGACACAUGCAAGAGCUGUGGAGACAGCGCCCCCUGCUGUCCCUAACGCCUGUGCAGAUCCUAUGGCUAAUCCAGAGCCCGCUCAGGCUGCUUCUACACAGACCCAUUGUCAUGGGAACAUUCCAUUACUCACUUCAUGGGAGGUUACAGUCUUCUAUAAAGGGAAGCAAGUUCUCCAGAAAAGUGUGUCCACACCAUUUGCCAUAAACACAGGCGUCAUAGACAGUCAGAUGGGACCUGUAGACGUUGCUUGCCUUCCUUCAGCUGAUGACUUGGUGGACCAGACUCAGAUCCACCUAACCAAGACCAUCUUGGACAAUGUAGGAGGAGGUCUACUGCUUGAGGUCAAUCCACAAGACUUUAAACUAUAUGCCAAAAGAGUAGGCAAAUCCAGGGUCUAUUGGUCGAUGUCUGCAGACUGUGAUACCAAUGGAAAUGAGGGAACAUUGCUGCAAAGAGACAUUCAGGCUGAUAUCUUUGAUUUCAAUAAAUUCUGGGAAGAUUUGGGAGCCUACAAGAUGCAUCAGAGGUCAUCCCCAGAUUAUACCAUAUACAUGUCCUUUGGUCAGAGCCUGACAAACCCUAUAAUGAGGAGGCUGGUAUUGGUCAAGCUCGUUCCUCAUUUUGCUACUUACUGGCAUGAGAUGAUGAAGAAAGAAGGGGCCUCAUCGCUCAACCAAGAACUCAUCAGUCUGCAGAUUUCGAACGGGAGCUCCUUCAGCUCAGAGCUAGACCUGUGUUUAAUGGACAUUGACUUCUCCUGUUUGGUGUAAUCAGAGAUGAUAUUAAAGGUUACAUGUUAUGCUACAUUAUCAAUGACAUAUAGUCCAGUGUAGUAUACAACAGAGUUGAACUGACCUGCCAGAGUAACGGAGGGUCUUCUGGUGGGGUCAUACCCUAGUGGGAAAAUUCCUAUUCGCUCUUUAUUAUUUCCAACAUAAGCUUCUAUACCAUUUGGCAAUGACUACAUCUAAUUGUAGUGAGAGUGGGCCCUGGAUGUCCGUUUCUCUGGGAGGCCCAAUCCAAUGCCGCUAUAUACGAUGAAUCAUUUCCAUAUACCACAAGCAACAAAAGUCUUGGUUCACCAAUGUGUGAGUGAACUUCAGAUUGAGAAAAUUGUGUAUGUGCUGCUAAUGUUAGAUAUCUCUGGUAGGUUUGGGACAACCUUAAUACCAAUCGUAAUAACUCAAACAGUUCUCCAAGUCCUCUAAUCAGGACUCUCCUGCUGAAGAUCUGACGGGCAGAUGUAACCUCCACUCACUAACUUGUAUUAUAUCAUCUAUUUAUUAUUAUAAUCCUUUGAUAGCCGUCCAAAUACAUGAAAACCAUAAGCCCUGCUGUAAGGCAUAAUAACACUGCGACCCAUAAUAACACUGGAAAUCAUGUUUUAUCUGCUGAAAAUGUAUCUGAUUUUAAAAAACACGUCCAUGUAUGUCAAUAUAUCUGCUGCUGAGAAACCAGAGCACAACUAGGGUUUUAUGUAUUUGGAACACUUUGAAUGUAACCUGUGCAAAACAUUCCAUUCAAUUACAAUUCUUAGCGAGAAAAACAUAAAAUUGUAGCAUAUACCUGUUCUUACUACAGGACAGAAUUCUGGAAGGAUUUGCUGAACAAGAAUGUCUGCAAUUGUACAGAGAGUUCAUUUUGGUAAUACUAUGUAGAAAGAUAAUUUUAUUGUACAUUGAUGAAUGGAUAUGAAGAGUAAUGAGUUUUUUUUCCCCCCAAGAUCCAUGCAACUAUAUCCAUAGAUACAUACAUUCUACUGUUCUUACUGUUUUCCUAUUUACUGCUGUAACAACAUUUAAGAUUGUUGUUAAUAAAGUAUUGGUAGUUCA